GUUUCUCGCUCUCUCUCGUACACACACACACACACACACACAGUUUCUCUCUCUCUCUCUCACACACACACACACACACACACACACACACACACACACACACACACACACACACACACACACACACACACACACACACACAGUCUCUGCUGCCAGAGCUCCACUUACAGCUCAAGCCUCUCAAAUCUGUUUUUCUUGUUGAGAUCAGCACACGGUUUAACGCCACACAGCUGCAACUGGAGAGAAGAGAGAGGAGAAGAGGAGAAGAGGAGAAGAGGAGCAAGAACCUGUGUUUUGUACUUUUCCCGGACGUUCACCCUCUAAUCUUUUGGAGUUUGUCCUCAGGACCAUUCAAAGAAAAGGAGGGUCUGAGGUCACGUGACAUAAUCAUUGUGAAUGGGCUGCCAUGUUAACUGACACGGGUAGCCUGACCCGGGAAUAGAGGAAGAGCCUCGGUGGUAGAAAGCAACCGAAAGUAAGGUGAACUCAGCGGGAGGAGAGAGAGGGAACAAGAGAGGAGGGAGUGGAGGAGCACGGUGGAAGUCCAGAAUGGAGGACGGGUUCUCCAGCUACAGCAGCCUCUAUGACACCUCUUCACUGCUGCAGUUCUGUAACGAUGACAGUGCGUCGGCAGCCAGCAGCAUGGAGGUGACGGACCGCAUCGCCUCCCUGGAGCAGCGCGUCCAGAUGCAGGAGGACGAGAUCCAGCUGCUCAAGUCAGCGCUGGCCGACGUGGUGCGCCGCCUCAGCAUCUCUGAGGAGCAAAACACCAUGACCAAUAGGAGGGGGCCCACCAAAGCCAGACCCAUGAUGGCUGCCCUCCCUCUAAGGCCCAUGGUCAACAACGGCACUGUCCUACCAAAGAAAAGUGGCGGCACGCUACCGUCCCUCUCCAGCUCCAGGAAGGAUGCUGCUGCAACAGCAACCAAGAGCACUGUGAGGAGAACCAACUCCAACGAAACGAUGAGCACGCUGACGCGCAAAGACAGCGGAGACUCCAAGAGCAACCGCACCCGUGCCGGCUCCACCGGGAGCAACUCCAGCGGCAAGAGAGCCAGCGAAAGCAAACUGAAGGAGCCCGUUUUCAAUACAGGGAUGAGACGAGUGACACACUGCAAAGAGGAAGGAUAUGUGAAAAUGUAUUUGAAGGGACGGCCCAUCACCAUGUACAUGGCUAAAGACCUUGUUGAGACCUACUGCCUGGAAGCCAAAUCGGACCUGCCAAACAAGAAGCUCAAGCUGGACUGGGUUUAUGGGUACAGGGGGCGUGACUGUCGCUCUAACCUGUACCUGUUACCCACGGGAGAGACGGUGUACUUCAUCGCUUCUGUGGUGGUUCUCUACAACGUGGACGAGCAGCUCCAGAGGCACUACACCGGCCACACGGACGACAUCAAGUGCCUGGCUGUCCAUCCUGAUAAAAUCACCAUAGCAACGGGACAGGUGGCAGGCACCUCUUCCGAUGGCAAACAGUUGGCUCCUCAUGUGCGGGUUUGGGACUCAGUGAGUCUCAACACCCUCCACGUUCUGGGAACAGGCUUCUUUGACCGCGCCCUGGUUUGCCUCGCCUUCUCAAAAUCGAACGGAGGCAACACACUGUGUGUAGUAGACGACUCCAACGACCAUGUACUCUCCGUGUGGGACUGGCAGAGAGAGGAGAGACUGGCUGACGUCAAGUGUUCCAACGAGGGAGUGUUCGCUGCCGACUUCCACCCCACCGACACCAACAUCAUAGUCACGUGUGGGAAGUCCCACCUCUACUUCUGGACUCUGGAAAGGGGCACCCUUGUCAAGAAGCAAGGCUUGUUUGAGAAACAAGAGAAGCCCAAGUUCGUCUUGAGUGUGACUUUUUCAGAAAAUGGAGACACCAUAACUGGAGACUCAAGUGGAAAUAUACUUGUGUGGGGGAAAGGCACUAAUCGAAUUAGCCACGCCAUUCAGGGCGCACACGAUGGGAGCAUCUUUGCGCUGUGUAUGUUGAGGAGUGGCACACUGGUGUCAGGGGGAAAAGAUCGGAAACUCAUCUCUUGGGAUGGGAGCUACCAGCAGAUACAAUCGGUUGAGGUUCCUGAAUUAUUUGGUCCUGUCCGGACUGUUGCCGAGGGCAAAGGGGAGAGUGUACUUAUUGGGACCACCAGGAACUAUGUUCUACAAGGCAGUUUAUAUGGCGAAUUUACCCCCAUCACUCAAGGUCACACAGAUGAGCUGUGGGGGUUGGCCGUGCACCCCUGGAAGCCCCACUUCCUCACCUGUGGUCACGACAAGCACGUCAGCCUGUGGGACUCCUCCUCACAUCAGCCUGUCUGGACCAAGACUAUGGAGGACGCGGCCCAGUCUGCUGGAUUCCAUCCCUCUGGAGCAGUGGUUGCUAUAGGAACGCAGACCGGCAGGUGGCUGGUGCUGGAUACCGACUCUAAGGAUCUAGUCACAGUGCACACAGAUGGGAAUGAACAGCUGUCUGUUAUCCGCUUUGCACCGGAUGGUAAUUUCCUGGCGAUCGGCUCUCACGAUAACUACAUCUAUAUCUACGUAGUGGGGGAGAGUGGCAGGAAGUACAGCAGAUUGGGAAAGUGCUCGGGUCACUCCAGCUUCAUCACCCAUCUAGACUGGUCAGUGGACUCUCAGUACCUGGUGUCCAACUCAGGAGACUAUGAGAUACUCUAUUGGAUCCCGUCUGUGUGUAAACAGGUGGUGAGUGUGGAGACCACCCGGGACAUCCCCUGGGCCACCUCCACCUGCACCCUGGGCUUCCAAGUCUUUGGGUUAUGGCCUGAUGGCUCUGACGGGACUGACAUCAACGCAGUCUCCAGAUCUAAUGAGAAGCAGCUGCUUGUCACAGGAGACGACUUUGGAAAAGUCUGCCUUUUCUCAUACCCCUGCUGUCAAUUUCGGGCUCCCAGUCAUGUCUAUGGCGGACACAGCAGUCAUGUGACCAAUGUGAACUUCCUGUUUGACGACAGUUGCCUGGUUUCCACCGGGGGCAAGGACAUGAGCGUCAUGCAGUGGCGAAUAGUGUGAGGCAGACAUUUUGGGGCAACAGACAUGCAGUUUCUUUAUGGAUCUGGGUAGGGUGGGGAAGGGAAGGGAUGCAGCCCCAGAUGCUUUCCUGUAUAUGGAUCCCAAUGAGCUUAUUGGAGUAGGAGGAAGUUGCCCCUAGACCCGCACCUAGUUUUGCAUUUCCCCCAUUAAUAGUUUAGGAUAGGAUUUGGGCAGGACAAGCUGAUCCUAGGUUAGUUCAUAGGAUUGGAUUGUUGGAGGGCGGGGCGGGUCAUGGGUGGGUGGAUGGGUUGGGGGGCGAAGAUCAUCGCAACAAAAGGAAGAUACAACAGGCAGUACCUAAUGUUUUGUUUUUUAUCGUUCCGUCUUUCUCCUUUGCUUUGUAUAUUUCACAGCUCAGGAAACCAAUAGAAAAGUAGGAGUUCAAUGUCUUCCCAAUGUCAUUAUGGUAGCCUCUCUGGCCUACUACAGAUACCACUCUGCCUUGGAAAGACAGAGAAAGAUUUCUACUGAUGAUGGGCAUUUGGUCUAUACAGAAAGCACAUACAUAUGGUUCAAACUGAUGCUGAUAGAGUAAAAUAACAAAUACUCCUAUAAUUACACAAUAUUUCAUCAUGUGAUGUGUAUUUUACAAUGAAUGCAGCAGGUUUACCACAGGCAGUUGGUUACUAGGCCAACUGUGCAAUGGAUAGACGAAUUCUGAGACUACAUAGAAAUAUGACGAUGUUAAACUCUCUACUGCCAUCGUCUGGCUUCCUGAGGUAUUGCAACAACUUCAUAACUGUAAACUGUAAUAUGAUAAAGUAUCCCACAAGGCAUUUCAAAGAGCCCUUUAAAAACAAAUACAUAAAUAUUUCAAUGAAUAAUCAAUUAUUAUUUACACCUGUUGAAAAGCAUCAUUUUUGAAGGAUAUUCUGUGCUUGACAGAGCUGAAGUUGAACUCUGUGUCAAGAGGCUGGUGGGAGGAGCUAUAGGAGGACAGACACAUUGUAAUGGCUGGAAUAGAGUUGAUAGAAUAGAGUCUAAUGAGGAUUCCAUGUUUGUGGUUUCGAUAUGUUUUUGAUACCAUUCCAUUAAUUAUAUUCCAGUAUUUACAUUGGGCCUGGCCUCCUAUAGCUCCUCCCACCAGACUCCUCUGUUUCAAACCUAUUUGGACUGCACUGUUAUAUAUUGUCUGCUGCCGAGGUCACUUCCUUCCUGAGUCUCCCUUCUCUCCCUGUCUCAAAAUAGAUCUGUAAAUAAAAGGUUUGUACUAAAUCA
Messenger RNA from Oncorhynchus nerka (sockeye salmon), 4257 nucleotides. RefSeq names its product echinoderm microtubule-associated protein-like 1. Bases 550 to 3018 code for a protein of 822 amino acids. The record is from RefSeq and is a predicted model, not a curated record. Gene Ontology annotation, cellular component: mitotic spindle. Gene Ontology annotation, biological process: microtubule cytoskeleton organization. The transcript has 23 exons. Gene Ontology annotation, molecular function: microtubule binding. NCBI's taxonomy places the organism in Eukaryota, Metazoa, Chordata, Actinopteri, Salmoniformes, Salmonidae.